CGCAGGUACCGGAGAACACUGAACACAGUCGAGUACGAAUGGAUAAUUCAAAGAAAAAAUUGGAAGUAUCAGAUAUGAGAAUCGUUCUACUGGGUAGAACUGGAGUUGGAAAAAGUGCCACAGGAAACACUAUACUGGGAAUGGAUAAGUUUGGAGAGGGCAAUUCCAUCAAUUCCUUUACUAAAAUCUGUGAGGCAGAAAAAGCCCAAGUGGACGGACGGGUCAUCUCAGUAAUUGACAGUCCAGGACUGUGUGAUACAAAAAUGAUUGAAGAGCAGGUUGCAUCUGAGAUAGUGAAAUGUGUAGAAACGUCUGGUCCUGGUCCUCACGUGUUCCUGCUGAUCAUCAGACUGGAUGUGAAAUACACUGAAGAGGAGAAGAACAUCGUGACAUGGAUUCAGAAGCACUUCGGAGAAGAUGCUAUAAAAUACACCAUCAUUCUCUUUGCUCAUGCUGAUGCGCUGAUGGAUAAAACAUUAGAUGAAUAUGUAAAAGGCCGUACUGAAAUACAGUCACUGAUUACUGAGUGUGGUGGUAGAUAUCACGCAUUUGACAAUCGCAAGAGAGAGAAGCGAGAUCAGGUCACAGAGCUGCUAAAGUUGGUCGAUAAAAUGGUGAGAAAGAAUAGAGGAAAAAACUACUGCAAUGAGAUGCAUAAAGAACUCCAGAAGAAGAUCGAAUGGGGGAGUUUGAAAAAAACAGCAAAAGAGUAUAGCAAGAUAGCAUUAAAAGUAACAGAAACGGCAGCAGCAGCAACGGCAGCGGCAGUAGAAACAGCAUUACGUGUAGGAGCAGAAAAUGCAGAGGCAGCAGCGAAUGAAGUAGCAGCAUCAGGACUUGAAGUAGCUGAAGAAGCCGCAGAAGCAGUAGCAAAAGUAGUAGCACGUGUAUAAGUAGGACAUAUUUGUGACCAUAGACAACAAAACCAGUCUUAAUGGUCAAUUUAUUGUCAGAACAGAAUGCGCUUUUUAUUUUGUGCACUAGUGUUAUUAAUGCAUGAAGAAAAAAUCCUUUCUCACUUUUUUCAACAAAUGACAAAUGCAUGUGUAUAAUUAUAAUGUGAAAUGGUUUUCCCAUGUCGACUGUAUGUUUGUUCGUGUAAAUGUGUAUUUGUUCGUUUUUACUGAUUAACUGAUUUAUAGUUCUUUCUUUUGCAAACGCACUGCUAUUAAUAACAUCAAAGUAUGAUGGUUUAAAGAUGAAUUUACAUAAAUAAUUAAAUCAAAUAAUAAUCAUUAAAGCAAAGGUGAUUGUUGCUCUAGUGCAGUGGUUCUCAAACAUUUUCGUUGUAAGGACCCCUUUGUGUAGAGUGCAUCGCUUUGCGGCACCCCAAAUAAAGACUUAUAAUCUUAAACUUAACAUUUUUAUUUAAACAAAAACAUAUUCGGUUAUACAAUGCUGAAACAUCAAUUCUUUUGUCUGGUGGUCUAAUUUUUGAUUGCAUAAAAUCUAUGAUCAAUUUCUAUAUUUCAUAAAAUGCCACAAAAUCUGUGGCCCCCUGGAUCCAUCUCGAGGCCCCACCAGGGGCCACGGCCCCCAGUUUGAGAACUACUGCUCUAGUGACCCCCGUAUACUUUUGUACAAAGAAAUAAAGGCAAUUCAAAAAAA
Messenger RNA from Triplophysa rosa, 1608 nucleotides. RefSeq names its product GTPase IMAP family member 9-like. Gene Ontology annotation, molecular function: GTP binding. The transcript has 2 exons. Lineage: Eukaryota; Metazoa; Chordata; Actinopteri; Cypriniformes; Nemacheilidae. The record is from RefSeq and is a predicted model, not a curated record. The coding region runs from base 39 to 893 and encodes 284 amino acids.